Lathyrus sativus (Indian pea) is the source of this 1776-nucleotide messenger RNA. Lineage: Eukaryota; Viridiplantae; Streptophyta; Magnoliopsida; Fabales; Fabaceae. The record is from the annotation of a GenBank genome assembly.
AUGGCUAUUAAAAUCAACUCUAUUGGUGUUCAUGGUUGGGGCGACAUGAGAAGUCUCACCGUCCAGUUUAUUACUGGACGGUGGUUCAUCGUGUUCGCCUCCUUUCUAAUCAUGGCAGCCGCCGGAGCCACCUACAUGUUCGCCCUAUACUCCGGCGUCUUAAAAGAAACACUUGCCUAUGACCAAAGCACACUCAAUCUCCUCAGUUUCUUCAAAGAUUUUGGUGCCAACGUUGGUAUCCUUGCCGGAUUAGUCAACGAAAUAUAUCCACCUUGGGUAGUUCUAACAAUCGGUGCUGUUCUCAAUUUCUUUGGUUACUUCAUGAUUUGGUUAUCAGUAACUAAGAAAAUAGCAAAACCAAAAGUUUGGCAAAUGUGUCUCUACAUAUGCAUUGGUGCUAACUCUCAGUCUUUCGCAAACACCGGUUCGCUUGUUACCUGUGUGAAGAAUUUCCCGGAAUCUCGCGGCGCUGUUUUGGGAGUUCUUAAAGGCUAUGUUGGUCUCAGUGGCGCUAUCAUCACACAGCUUUAUUCUGCUUUUUACUAUGAUGACCCCAAGGCUUUGAUUUUGUUAAUAGGCUGGCUUCCGGCGGUUGUUUCUUUCGCGUUUCUUCGAACCGUUCGAUACAUGAAACCUGUUCGACAAGUUAACGAGAUUAAGGUUUUUUAUAAUUUCUUGUAUAUUUCACUCGGUCUUGCUGGUUUUUUGUUGGCCAUGAUUAUCAUACAGAAGGAGGUUAAUUUCACACAGAGUGAGUUUGGUUUAAGUGCUGCAGUGGUUAUUUUCUUGCUUCUUCUUCCACUUCUCGUUGUUUUCAUCGAAGAGAAAAAGAUUUGGCAGAGUAAGAAACUCGCUUUGGUUGAUUCUUCGCCGGUGAAAAUAGUAACAGAAGGUGAAAUUGCAGAAACUGAAAGAGUCAACGCUGUUCAUUCAGUUUCAGUUUCAUCUCCGAAGAAAGAUCCGAAAUGGUACGAAGAUGUGUUUCAUCCACCAGCAAGAGGUGAGGAUUAUACAAUACUUCAAGCACUUUUCAGCAUUGACAUGUUGAUACUAUUCGUGGCAUGUAUCUCCGGUGUUGGUGGAGCAUUGACAGCGAUCGAUAAUCUUAAUCAGAUUGGAACAUCGCUUCGAUAUCCGAAGAAAAGCAUAAGCACUUUCGUUUCAUUAGUAAGUAUAUGGAAUUAUCUCGGACGAGUUUUCUCAGGAUUUGUUUCGGAACAUGUUCUAGUAAAGUACAAAUUCCCUCGUCCUCUCAUGCUCACUUUGAUUCUCUUUAUCUCAUGUAUCGGGCAUCUUCUGAUAGCAUUCGAUGUUCCGAACGGUCUCUAUGCAGCAUCGGUUAUCAUCGGGUUUUGUUUUGGCGCGCAAUGGCCAUUGCUUUUCGCGAUAAUUUCUGAACUUUUCGGACUUAAAUAUUAUGCAACAUUGUAUAAUUUCGGAAGUGUAGCGAGUCCAUUAGGGUUAUACGUUCUUAACGUGAUGAUCACCGGUCAUUUGUACGACAAGGAAGGUAAAAAACAAUUGGAAGCACUCGGACGAACCAGAAAAGAAGGACAACAAUUGAAUUGCGUUGGUGUUGAAUGUUUCAAAUUGUCUUUUAUUAUUAUUACAGCCGCAACUUUUUUUGGCGCAGUUGUCUCACUUAUUUUAGUGGCGAGAACGAAAAAGUUUUACAGAGGUGACAUAUACAAGAGAUAUAGAGAAGAAGCUGAAAUGGUGGAAGUAAAGAAAGAAGGAGAUGCCAAAGUUGAUCAACCACAUGUGGUAACAUCUUAG